AGAUGGCGCUCGAGAUAUCGAACUAUACAGCGCUUCCUGUGCAAAGGCUACGCUCUGCUCUCUCGAUAAUCGGUCAGCCUUUUCCGGUCUCCAAGCUCGUUGAGAGACGUGUUGUUGACAGCUUUUGCAACAUUAAAAAUGCCGUCUGUCACGCUAAAGGAUGUUGACCAGCAUAAGUUCGUCAAAGCAUUUGCUGCUUUCUUAAAAAAGACUGGUAAGAUGCGUGUCCCUGAAUGGAUCGACAUUGUCAAGUCUGCCAGGUUCAAGGAGCUGGCACCCUAUGACCCAGACUGGUACUACACCAGGUGUGCUGCCCUUGUGCGACACAUUUACAUUCGCAGCCCCAUUGGUGUUGGAGCUGUGACCAAAAUCUUUGGUGGACGCAAGCGCAAUGGCACCCACCCCAGCCAUUUCUGCAGAUCUGCUGGUGGAGUUGCACGUAAAGCUCUCCAGAGCCUGGAACAGCUUAAGCUUAUUGAAAAGACCCCAGUUGGUGGCAGGAAGCUCACAAGCCAGGGCCGAAGGGACCUUGACCGCAUCGCUGCACAGGUUAAGGCUAAGAGCAAAAAACAACUGAAGUUACAAGAGACCCUUGUACUGUAAAGUAUUUAAUAAGAAUUGAAUAAUAAAAAAUGUAAAAACUA
Messenger RNA from Nasonia vitripennis (jewel wasp), 644 nucleotides. It is a transcript of the gene RpS19a, whose product is annotated as 40S ribosomal protein S19. The record is from RefSeq and is a predicted model, not a curated record. Gene Ontology annotation, cellular component: ribosome; cytosolic small ribosomal subunit. Bases 139 to 603 code for a protein of 154 amino acids. Gene Ontology annotation, molecular function: structural constituent of ribosome; RNA binding. NCBI's taxonomy places the organism in Eukaryota, Metazoa, Arthropoda, Insecta, Hymenoptera, Pteromalidae. The transcript is spliced from 3 exons. Gene Ontology annotation, biological process: translation; ribosomal small subunit assembly.